Ostreococcus lucimarinus CCE9901 is the source of this 750-nucleotide messenger RNA. RefSeq lists its product with no specific name. Bases 1 to 750 code for a protein of 249 amino acids. The transcript has a single exon. Gene Ontology annotation, molecular function: metal ion binding; mRNA binding. The record is from RefSeq and is a predicted model, not a curated record. Lineage: Eukaryota; Viridiplantae; Chlorophyta; Mamiellophyceae; Mamiellales; Bathycoccaceae.
AUGGGACCUGCGAAUGCGAACGAUGAAAAGUUGUGCGCCAAAUUCUUUAGCAUUCACGGGUGCGCAUACGGCGCCGACUGUCACUUUCUGCACACCUACCGUCCGGGACUGCCCGUGCCUCCGAGACCGGCACCGCUACCGUACGUAUACACCAUGAGUGAUGCCAUGCGACCGCAAGUGAACGAAAAGAUAAAGACGCGCUUGUGCAGAAAUUUUGAGUCGCCGCAAGGCUGUCGUUUCGGCGACCGCUGCGUGUUUGCGCACGGGGAAGAGGAACUACGAACGGAAGAGGCAAACACGGCGUCUAUGGGAUCAACCUACAUGCUUCAAACGUCGAUCGAGCAGGCCGUGCUCGUGCCUGUGCCGCAGGUCCACGUCGGCGCCAUAGUCGGAAAAGCGGGAUCAGCCAUCGCGCAGGUGAGCGCAACGUCUGGGGCAAAGGUUUCGAUGCUUAGCGCAGAAUACACAAAUUCAGACGGAAAUAGGCUCUGUCGCGUAAUAGGUAGUCCACUCGACGUUCAAAGGGCGCAAGAGAUGAUUUAUCAGCGCCUUACGUACGCGGAAAGGAAAAAGAGUGACGCUCCGAAGGAUUCGAAGAAGAAGCCGUUCAAGACAAAGAUUUGCGACUCCUGGGUGCGGAACGGCCAGUGUCCAUUCGGAAGAAGAUGCCAUUAUGCGCACGGGAAUGAGGAGCUACAGCAACGACAUUCUACGAAUGAGAAUUCGGAAAACGUUGUGAUAGUGAGUUGA